CUUCCUCGCUGGGACUGGCCACCAGGCCCGGAUCCCCGGCGAGAGGCUCGCCGCCUUCCUUCCUCCGCUGGCUUUGCCUCUCCACCGAGGCAUCCGCCUCCCGGAACCAGAAGAGCCGCGCACCGCGCCGCCCUCCUCUUCCUUUCUCUUCCCAUCCACCCCCACCCGUUCCGGGGUUUUUUGUUUGUUUGUUUUGUUUAAUUUUUAAGCCUUUUAAGCCACCAGAAAGCGCAGCAUUCAACGCCCGUGAGCUGGGUCCUGCGCCUCUAGGACACCCACGAAGCCUGGCUGCUUCCCACCCGUGUGUCUGGGCACCGAGAGCCAGGCUCUCCUCGUUCCUCACCUGAGAGACCCCCGCUGAGUUCCCCCAAAGGCCCAGCCAAGCCGGACUGGCCCUGAUUGAUAAAGAUCUGACCCGCACGCACCCACCCGCCCCAGUGCUGCAGCCCCUGAGUUUGUUUCUCGCUGGGUAACGGGCGGAGAAGGAGAGGUGGGGCGCGACAACGCGGGUCGCUCGGAGGCUGUUUAUUUUCUUUUCCGCUCAAACCCUUCCUCUCCAAAUCUCGCCUGCAAGCUGCCUCCAGCCCACGGGGGUGGACAGCGGCCCUUGAGCCCCCGGCCCCAAUCCACAGGGCUUGGCUUCCCCAUUCAUUAUUGAUCAUAUUUUAUAAAUCCAACGCCACACAAUUUUUUCCACAUUACCGGAGCCGUGGGGAGGCCGCCCAUCUAUUGGUGGAGGGGAAGUCACGUGGGAGGGGGUCACGUGGCCCAAAGAGGAAAAAGGGGGUCCUUUUUGGUGUAAAUCUGGACUCUAAUUCUGUAAUAUAUCAAGGAAUCUCGUAAAACCGACACUAAAACGUCCCUGCCUACAAAUCAUCCGGCCAAAUUAUGAGUUCAUUGUAUUAUGCGAAUGCUUUAUUUUCUAAAUAUCCAGCCGCAAGUUCGGUUUUCGCCACCGGAGCCUUCCCCGAACAAACUUCUUGUGCGUUUGCUUCCAACGCCCCGCGCCCGGGCUAUGGAGCGGGGUCGGGCGCCUCCUUCGCGGCCUCGAUGCAGGGCUUGUACCCCGGCGGGGGGGGCAUGGCGGGCCAGAGCGCGGCCGGCGUCUACGCGGCCGGCUACGGGCUCGAGCCGAGUUCCUUCAACAUGCACUGCGCGCCCUUUGAGCAGAACCUCUCCGGGGUGUGUCCCGGCGACCCCGCCAAGGCGGCGGGCGCCAAGGAGCAGAGGGACUCGGACUUGGCGGCCGAGAGUAACUUCCGGAUCUACCCCUGGAUGCGAAGCUCAGGGACCGACCGCAAGCGAGGCCGCCAGACCUACACGCGGUACCAGACCCUGGAGCUGGAGAAGGAGUUUCACUACAACCGCUACCUGACGCGGCGGCGGCGCAUCGAGAUCGCGCACGCCCUGUGCCUGACCGAGCGCCAGAUCAAGAUCUGGUUCCAGAACCGCCGCAUGAAGUGGAAAAAGGAGAACAAGACCGCAGGCUCCGGCGCCACGGAGCAGGACAAGGCAGAGGCGGAGGAGGACGAGGAAGAGUGAGGGAUGGAGAAAGGGCAGAAGAAGCAAGAGACGAGGAAGGAGAGGAGGAGGAGGAAGCCCAACUCUGGGAGCGGAACCAGGAACUCAAAUCAAAUAGGGGGAAAACCCUAUCUAAGUGGAAAGCAGUUCAUUUUUUUUUUUUUUGUAAGGAGAGCAAGUGAAAUUUUGCUUUCUUAACACUGAAAAAAAUAACUACCUAUAGAAAAGUCUUGCCGGGGUUUUGUUUUGUACAAUAUGGGAGGGACGUCCUCUACCUGUUCUCUAGCUUUCUGGAAUUUGCCUCCCCUUUUCUAUGUCGCUAUUGUCAGGUCUUUGUAAAAUUUUGCUGUUUUGUAAGCCCCCUUCUUUGAUGCUGUCUCUUGUGGUCUGUGGGUCUGGACUGACGUGUGCUGUUCCCUUGCCCUCCUGAGCCCCCCCCCCGCCCCCCGAGUCCCAGUGGCCGAGCUGAAGGGGCCCUCGGGAGCCCGGAAGACCCACUAACUCCAUUGUCCUCUCCACGCACCUGCCCUGCCCGAUGCUCUCGCUCCGCCUGUCCCCUGUUCUCCUCUUUACAUUCUAUGUGUAUCUGAAAAAUGCAGAAAUAAAACACAAUUAAA
Messenger RNA from Artibeus jamaicensis (Jamaican fruit-eating bat), 2138 nucleotides. It is a transcript of the gene HOXB7, whose product is annotated as homeobox B7. The record is from RefSeq and is a predicted model, not a curated record. Gene Ontology annotation, cellular component: nucleus. Bases 889 to 1542 code for a protein of 217 amino acids. Gene Ontology annotation, molecular function: DNA-binding transcription factor activity, RNA polymerase II-specific; RNA polymerase II transcription regulatory region sequence-specific DNA binding. The transcript is spliced from 2 exons. Gene Ontology annotation, biological process: regulation of transcription by RNA polymerase II. Lineage: Eukaryota; Metazoa; Chordata; Mammalia; Chiroptera; Phyllostomidae.